This is a messenger RNA of Physcomitrium patens, 2071 nucleotides long. Its product is annotated as equilibrative nucleotide transporter 1. NCBI's taxonomy places the organism in Eukaryota, Viridiplantae, Streptophyta, Bryopsida, Funariales, Funariaceae. Gene Ontology annotation, molecular function: nucleoside transmembrane transporter activity. Gene Ontology annotation, cellular component: plasma membrane. The record is from RefSeq and is a predicted model, not a curated record. Gene Ontology annotation, biological process: nucleoside transmembrane transport.
CACAAACUUAGGAUUAAAGGCUGAGGUUUUGAUAAGUGUGUUGCUGAUAAGUAAAGGGGCUUUGGAAUCUGAGUGUCAGAAAUAGCGCUGGGCUGUGGCUCAAUCAGUCUGCCAAACGUGUUUUUGGCUCCGCCUCAGUGAAUGCAUUCGGUGUUUCAGGUUUUGCUUCAAUGUUCUCUGUACGUCUGGCCUCGUUGGUGUGAGCCCGUGCAUUUGGAAUGAAGAAAGCGAGUCUUCAAGACUCUGCUUAGUGUAGCUCCAGCACUGCAAGAAUUUGAGCCCAUUUGUGACAGUCUCCUCGAAGCUUUUGUAGUUUUACAGUUCGGGAUUUGUACGCUUUGCAGUUUUCCUCACUCUGUUAUGUUAUCUUCGGCGUCUUCGUCGUGAAGGUUGUUUUGGAGUUUGGGUGGAGUGUUGUUGUUGUUGUUGUUUUCGUCAGAAACAAUCGACAGAUGCAACACGCAGGAGCCCAACUCAGUGCAGAGUGGUAGGACGAAGCAGGGUUAGAUAAGAUGGGUUGGUCGCGAAGCGAAGGGGAUGCAGACAGGGAAUUGAGGCAGCCCUUAACGGAAGAGACACAAGUCAAGGAUGAUUACAACUUGGCGUACAUUACCUUCUUCUUGCUGGGCGUCGGUUUUCUUCUGCCAUGGAACACGUUCAUCAGCGCUGUGGACUAUUUCGAAGUCUUUUACCCCAGUUCUCACAUGGACCGCGUAUUUUCUCUCGUUUACAUGAUUCCUUGCUUCAUCUUCCUGCUGAUUCUCACAUUUUAUUGCCAGAAGUUUUCGGCACGGCUUCGAAUCAACUUGGGCCUGAUUACCUUCCUAUUCAUUUUCGUGUUUGUCCCUGCUAUGGAUGAGUGGUGGAUUACCGGCAACAGAGGCACGAAGGUCACGUAUGCCUUGACAGUCGGUGCUGUCGCUGUACUUGGUCUUAGUGAUGCUCUAGUGCAAGGAAGUCUCAUUGGAUUAGCGGGUGAGCUUCCAGGGCGUUACAUGCAAGCUGUGAUUGCAGGAACUGCUGCAUCAGGUGUACUUGCAUCCAUACUACGCGUGAUAACGAAGGCCACACUACCUCAGACAGUGAGAGGAUUGAAGUUGAGUGCGGAUUUAUACUUCAUCGUGACAGCUCUCCUUCUGCUGAUCUGUCUCCUUUCCUUCAACAUGGUUAAUAAGCUACCUGUCAUGCUGUAUCACUAUAGAAUGAAGCUUAGAGCAUUGGAAUCUACCCUAUCAACAAGUGAACCUCAGGAUGUUAGUGAAUUGGGUUUGAAAACGGAUACAACCGAAAUUUCUCCCACCACCACUACGGACUCAGAGCUGGACAAAGUUACUAAACCUGUGAGCUUUGUGCACGUGUGGAGCCAAAUCAAGUGGUUAGCAACAUCAGUGGCUGUGGUGUAUGUAGUUACCAUGUCCAUCUUUCCUGGAUACAUCACCGAAGACGUGCAUUCAGCUUUCUUAGGGGAUUGGUACCCUGUGUUGCUCAUAGUAGCUUACAACAUAUCUGACUUGGCCGGGAAAACCCUCACCAGCGUCUGUAUGGUGGAGAAUCAAAACCUUAUGAUCUGGGGUUGCUUUGGCAGGCUGGUUUUUUUCCCUUUGUUCUACACAGUUCUGCACGGUCCUGCAAUUUUUCGCGAAGAAGCUAUUGUGUUUCUUUUGACAGCCAUGCUGGGGCUUUCGAAUGGCUACAUGACGAGCCUUGUGAUGAUCGUGGCGCCUAAGAAUGUCCCCGUUUUAGAGUCAGAGACUGCAGGUAUUAUUAUGACCCUUUUCUUGGUCAGUGGCCUAACCAUAGGCUCACUUCUCGGGUGGGUCUGGAUAAUCUGACGAAUUCUUUGUAGAUGUUACAAAAUUAUUUUCCAAGUAGACGUAAUUAUACUUUCUGAUUUAUAUUUGAUUCUUUUGCAUUCGCAACCUACAAGUGCUUGCAUUUUUUUUCUCUCGCAUUGACAGAGAGGUUACUGUAUACUUCCUAGUUCUAUGUAACUGACAAGACAUCUUCCUAUCAUUGAAGUGAACACAGUCUUUGUACUUUUUAUAUACGUUUUCUAAGGACACCCCUGCCA